UGGAAAAAUGGAAACUAAUAUUAAAAAGUUGUUUUCGGCAAAAUACUAGAAGAAAAAGGAAAGAAAAAAAAGAAGAAGAAAAACUGCAAUCUGAUUCGCACUAUAUAAACAAACUGUAAGCUUAAGGUCUCUCAAAACAUAUAUCGAUCAUACGGAGGUAGAGGACGCUGAGAACGGAGAAUCCUAAAUCGUAGCUCGUCACCGUAAGCUUACUUCUCUCUGCUUCGUUUCGCGGCGGUUAUUAGGGUUUAAUCUCGUCGGCGUUUUGAAAGUUCUUCGAUUAGAUCAGAUUUGUGGUUAACAUUGUUUAUCUGUUUGAUCUUGAAUCCUUGGGUUUUGGUGAUGGCGAACUUGGGAGAGAAGAUUGAUCCUAAGUCCUCUGGAGAUAGAAUUGCUAAGGGAAGGCCUCUGGAGCGUGAUGAUACAGUUUCUGAUCGGCAGAGCAAGAGGCAUUGUAUUAGAGAUGAUGAUGUGGUUUAUCAGCCCAAGACUAAGGAGACAAGGGAUGCUUAUGAGGCUAUGAUUGGCCUUAUUCAGCAGCAUCUGGGUGGGUUGCCUUUGAAUAUUGUUAGUGGUGCCGCAGAUGAGAUCUUGGCUCUUCUCAAUAACGAUGCAGUCAAUAACCCUGAAAAGAAGUUGGAGAUUCAGAAGCUUCUGAAGCCUAUACCUGAGGAGAUGAAUCAGGUUUUCGAUCAGCUUGUUUCCUUUGGGAAAUUGAUCACCGACUUUGGUGUGGCUGUUGAGUUUGAGGAGGACGAAGAAGAGAGUGAUUCUGAUAUAGCCCAGGAUGAAGAACUUCAGGAAACUGGAGGUAUACAGGUGGAUGCAGGGGAGGGCACGAGUCUGAACGUUCAGGAUAUUGAUGCAUACUGGCUCCAGAGAGAAACAGUGAUAGAGAGGGAGGAGAACCUGCUGAAAAGUCUUUAUGAAGCAGCCCGGUGUUUGAAGGACAUAACUGUUGCUGAUACAGAUUUCAAAAGUGGUUGGUUCAAGGGUCAGCGUCAGAUGCUGGACCUGGAGAGCUUGGCUUUUGACCAAGGUGGUUUCCUGAUGGCGAAUGAGACGUGUGUCCUUCCACCUGGCUUCUACAGAAGUCGUUGCGAGGGAUAUGAUGAACUUAACGUCCCAUGGGUUUCUAAAAAGGUGGAUAUCAAUGAGAAGCUUGUGAAGAUCGGGGAGAUGCCAGCUUGGGCUCAACCGGCUUUUAAGGGAAUGCGACAGUUGAACAGUGUUCAGAGCAAAGUAUACGAGACCGCACUAUUUAAGGAAGAUAACAUUCUUCUUUGUGCUCCAACCGAUGCUGGGAAAACCAAUGUUGCCAUGCUCACCAUUCUCCAGCAAAUCGGAUUCAAUAAGAAGGGUGAUGGAACAUAUAACCAUGGAAAUUACAAAAUUGUCUAUGUUACACCCAUGAAAGCCCUUGUUACUGAGGUGGUCAGUAACCUGUCUUAUCGUCUGAAGGAUUAUGGAGUUACUGUGAAAGAACUCAGUGGGGAUCAGUCUCUUAGUGGGAAAGAAAUUGAGGAGGCCCAGAUAAUUGUUACCACACCAGAAAAGUGGGAUAUCAUCACCAGGAAGUCUAGUGAUACCCAGCUUGUGAGCCUUGUUAUUAUCGAUGAAAUCCAUCUUCUUCAUGAUAAUAGAGGGCCUGUGCUUGAAAGCAUUGUCGCUAGGACUCUUAGACAGAUUGAAACCACCAAGGAGAAUAUUCGCUUGGUGGGUUUGUCAGCUACACUGCCAAAUUAUGAAGAUGUGGCCUUAUUUUUGCGGGUUGAUCUUAAGAAAGGGUUAUUUAAGUUCGACCGCAGCUACAGACCAGUGCCUCUUAGUCAGCAGUAUAUUGGAAUCAGUGUGCAAGAACCGUUGCAGAAGUUCCAGAUGAUGAAUGAUCUUUGUUAUAAGAAAGUGUUGGCUGGUGCUGGAAAGCACCAGGUUCUUAUUUUUGUUCAUUCGAGGAAGGAGACAGCAAAAACUGCAAAAUUAAUAGUGGAGACAGCAAUGGCUAACGAUACCGUCAGCAGAUUCUUGAAAGAAGAUAGUGCAAGUCGUGAAGUUCUUCAGAGUCAGAUUGAACUUAUUAAGAAUGGUGAUCUGAAAAAACUUCUGCCUUACGGUUUUGCUAUUCAUCAUGCUGGGCUAACAAGGGGUGAUCGUGAGAUAGUUGAAGCGCUUUUUGGUGAAGGGCAUGUGCAAGUCUUGGUUUCCACAGAAACUCUCGCAUGGAGUGUGAAUUUGCAUGCUCAUACUGUCAUAAUCAAAGGAACCGAGGUCUAUAAUCCUGAGAAAGGGGGGUGGAUGGAACUCACUCCCCUGGAUGUUAUGCAGAUGCUUGGUCAUGCUGGAAGACCUCAGUAUGAUCAAUAUGGGGAAGGUAUAAUUAUCACUAGCUACAGCAAGGUGCAGUUUUAUCUUUCUUUGAUGAAUGAGCAACUACCUAUUGAAAGCCAGUUUAUUUUAAAACUUGCUGAUCAGCUUAAUGCUGAAAUUGCGCUUGGAACGGUUCAGAAUGCUAGAGAGGCUUGCCAUUGGCUUGGCUAUACGUAUCUAUAUUACCGUAUGGUUCGUAAUCCAACGCUUUAUGGUUUAGCGCCUGAUGUCCUUGCAAAAGACGUAGUGUUGGAGGGAAGAAGAGCUGACCUGAUACACUCAGCUGCUACUAUCUUGGACAAAAACAACUUGGUUAAGUAUGACAGGAAAAGUGGAUGUUUCCAAGUUACUGAUCUGGGACGGAUUGCUAGCUACAACUGUGUAAGUCAUGGGACCAUAGUUACGUACAAUGAGCUUUUGAAGCCAACGAUGGGUGAUAUAGAUCUUUAUCAUCUGCUAUCGCUGAGUGAGGAGUUCAAGUAUGUGACUGUUGGGCCAGAUGAGAAGAUGGAACUGGCGAAACUUUUGGAUCGUGUCACGGUUCCGAUCAAGGAAACUCUGGAGGAGCCCAGUGCAAAGAUUAAUGUUUUGUUACAGGCAUACAUUUCACAUCUUAAGCUUGAGAGUCUUUCUUUGACAUCAGACAUGGUUUUUAUAGGUCAGAACGCUGGACGUCUUGUACGAGCUCUCUAUGAAAUUGUAUUGAAGCGCGGAUGGGUUCAACUGGCUGAGAAAGCUCUGAAAAUGGUUGGGAGGAUUACUAGAAAAUAAAAAAAUUUAGGCUAGACUCUAGAUCAGCAGAUUAUUGGUACCUUGUUUCUAGUUCUGUCAACUAGCAUCUCAAGCGACUUGAUUUAAGCGUAUUGGUGUUGUUGGCGCAAUAACCUCGUGGAACUUUCCCUUAGCCAUGAUUACUCGGAAAGUCUUGCUUUGUUGUACCUUUUCAGUUUGCCUUCUCUUUUAUAGAACCUGCCUAGUAUACUGUAUACUAUCCCAGUAGAUUAUGUUUUUUCAUUAGGUUUGAUGUGGAUGGUUGACGGCAAUGCAGGUUAGCCCUGCUCUUGCUUCUGGAUGCACAGUCGUGUUGUUAAACCAUCUGAACUUACGCCCCUAACAGCACUUGCUGCGACUGAAUUUGCACUCCGGUAAAGUGAGGAAAAUAAAGUUCACAGGAUAACAGCAGUUGGGAAGAAGUUGAUGGCAGCUGCUGCAUCUACUGCAAGAAGGUUUCUCUAGAACUUGGCGGCGAUGCACCCUCCAUAAUAUUUGAUGAUGCAGACCUGGAUGUUGCAGUAAAAGCAACGGAAUAGUGGACAGACAUGUGUUUGUGCGAACAGAGUACUUGUGCAAGAUGGUACAGCGCACACCCCUAUGGAUCUUGCAUCUAGUAUUAGUAUUUUUUUUUCCACAGGUAUAUAUGAUAAAUUUGCUGAGGCUUUUUCUGAAGCAGUACAAAAAUUAGAAGUAGGAGAUGGCUUUAAGGAGGGGACACCCAGGUCCACUUAUAAACGGUGCAUUAAUUCAAAAGGUAGUCAUUCGUACAAGAUGCUGUUUCCAACGUAUGUUUUUCCUUAUGCAUCUUUGCAAACCUUGAUUUCUAAUUGAGAGAGCAAAAAUCAUUCUCGGCGGCAAAAGGCACAGUCUAGGGAUGACUUUUUAUGAGGCUCUACUGUUAUCCGUGAUCAUGUCUAUGCAAGUUCUGAAAGAUUCACAUAAUUUCAGUGUUUUAGCUUUUUGUGUCUCUAAAGAAUGAAGUUGAAGCAUCUAGUGUUCUUCGCAUUUGUUUCUUAGGAAGGAGAUUUUCGGACCAGUAGCUCCCCUUAUUCGGUUCAUAACCGAGAAGGAAGCUGUCAGAAUCGCUAAUGACACUAUUGCAGGACUUGCUGCUUAUAUAUUCACAAACAGUGUCCAAUGAUCGUGGCGUGUCUCUGAAGCACUUGAGUACGGGCUUGUAGGGGUGAACGAAAGGACUCAUAUCAACAGAAGCAAGACCAGAAAUGGAAGAAUCACAUUUUUGAAAAUUAGUCAUUCAUUUGGUCCAGUGUCGUCCCACAAUUUGGGGUGGCCUAAAGCAUUAAAAAAAUUGUGUGGCCUAUUAUAUUAUAUACCAAUAAUAUAUAGUAAUACAUUAACACCAAAUCAGUACAAAAGUGUAAGAAAUAAUCAAAUGGUUAAAAUAAAAACUAUAUUGGA
Brassica napus (rape) is the source of this 4560-nucleotide messenger RNA. Its product is annotated as DExH-box ATP-dependent RNA helicase DExH12-like. Gene Ontology annotation, cellular component: nucleus. Gene Ontology annotation, molecular function: ATP binding; nucleic acid binding. NCBI's taxonomy places the organism in Eukaryota, Viridiplantae, Streptophyta, Magnoliopsida, Brassicales, Brassicaceae. The transcript has 9 exons. The record is from RefSeq and is a predicted model, not a curated record. The coding region runs from base 343 to 3138 and encodes 931 amino acids.